Molecule: messenger RNA, 759 nt
Organism: Rasamsonia emersonii CBS 393.64
Lineage: Eukaryota; Fungi; Ascomycota; Eurotiomycetes; Eurotiales; Trichocomaceae
Exons: 2
Coding region: 1-759 (252 amino acids)
Molecular function (GO): protein binding
Source: RefSeq, a predicted model, not a curated record
AUGGCCUCCGAUCUCGACAGCUUCACGCAAUACCCAUUGCAGCUCGACCCAGCCACCAAAGCCAUCUCCCUCGCCACGACGGAAGGCCUAUCUUCAAGCCAAGCAGAAGCCAUCAAUUCGGAACUGCAAUCGCUGAACAACCUCCACCGGUCCCUCGUCAGCCUCGACCCGCCAAAUGUGCCUCCGCCCCCGCUGCCCAUCAACCCCAAGCGUAGCGCACAGGUGACCAAGCUGCGCGACACCGCCAACGCAGCGUUCCGCAAAUCCAACUUCGCCGAGGCCGUCAAGCUGUACACCUACGCGAUCGACAUGGCCCUGGGCCGACCCCCCUGGGAGCCGCUCUCGCUCGUCCGCGACGAGCUCUCGGGCCUGUACGCCAACCGCGCGCAGGCACACAUGUCGCAGCAGAACUGGCCCGAGGGCUGGGUCGACGCCAAGAGCAGCGUCGAGUGCAAGCCCGUCGGCAACGUGAAGGGCUGGUGGCGCGGCGGGAAGUGUCUCAUCGAGAUGGGCCGGUGGGAUGAGGCCCGCGCGUGGGUCGAGCAGGCCCUGGGCAUCGAGGGCAAGACGGGCGAGGGGGGCAAGGAGUUGCUUGCGUUGAUAGAGGAGAUUCAGCAGGGUAGUCAGAAGUUAUCGUAUUACACCGCACAAUUACCUAACAAGAUUCCCCGCACUGAGAAGAACAGGAAGCUGGACGCUGCCUUGGGUCUGAUUGCCGCUUAUCGAAGGUCGACGCGAACCGCCCGCAUCGCCGGCUAA